CAGAGACUGCGGACACAGUACAGGAGAUGACCAGAGACUGCGGACACAGUACAGGAGAUGGACCAGAGACUGCGGACACAGUACAGGAGAUGGACCAGAGACUGCGGACACAGUACAGGAGAUGGACCAGAGACUGCGGACACAGUACAGGAGAUGGACCAGAGACUGCGGACACAGUACAGGAGAUGGACCAGAGACUGCGGACACAGUACAGGAGAUGGACCAGAGACUGCGGACACAGUACAGGAGAUGACCAGAGACUGCGACAUGGCACAGAUGACUUGGGCAGAGAUGUUCUGACACAAUAAAGAAAUUAACGGAGACUG
Staurois parvus is the source of this 326-nucleotide messenger RNA. The record is from the annotation of a GenBank genome assembly. NCBI's taxonomy places the organism in Eukaryota, Metazoa, Chordata, Amphibia, Anura, Ranidae.